GAACGGACGGCGAAAACCCUAACAAAAACCUCCAUUCACCGGCGAAAAUGCGAGCUCCGAUCUCCGGAAUUUUCUCGAGAUCUCUCGGUUACCUCCACCGUACGACGCCGCUAUCCUCCGCUACUCGUCACCUAUGCGCCGUCGCUUCUCCCGAAGCUCGAACGAAGAAACUCGAGCGAAUCGCCGACGAUUUACUCAAACUGAAUCGGAUUGAGCUUUACGAUUACUCACUCCUCUUCAGCCAUAAAAUAGGUCUCAAUCGCUACGGUUCCGCCGUAGCUGUUACCGGAUCUGUCGGCGACGCGUCAGCUUCUACGGAGACGAAAACGGCGGAGAAGACUACUUUCGAUGUGAAGCUUGAGAAAUUCGAAGCGGCUUCGAAGAUUAAAGUGAUAAAAGAGAUCAGAGCAUUCACGGAUCUGGGAUUGAAAGAAGCUAAGGCUUUGGUUGAGAAAGCCCCAGUGAUUGUGAAGAAUGGUCUUACUAAAGAAGAAGCUGAGAAGAUCAUGGAGAAACUCAAAGCGGUUGGUGCUAUUGUAGCUUUGGAAUGAAACUGAGAUUGAGAUCAAAAUAAGUAUUUUGAAUUUUUCGAAAUCAAACAAUGUUGAAAGCUUUUGAGAAUUAUGAAUAUUGAUUUUACAAUAUGGUUCUGUGUGUUUGCUUAAUGUGUGUCAUCUUCUUGCUUAGAUUCUCAUAACUGAAAUGCCACUUCUAUCAGGGAUUAGCUUCUUCAUGUAAUACUUUGAAUUUCUUGAAAGAUUGAUUCUUUGUCUUC
Molecule: messenger RNA, 775 nt
Organism: Arabidopsis thaliana (thale cress)
Lineage: Eukaryota; Viridiplantae; Streptophyta; Magnoliopsida; Brassicales; Brassicaceae
Product: Ribosomal protein L12/ ATP-dependent Clp protease adaptor protein ClpS family protein
Exons: 1
Coding region: 48-551 (167 amino acids)
Biological process (GO): translation
Cellular component (GO): ribosome
Molecular function (GO): structural constituent of ribosome
Source: RefSeq, marked reviewed